Lactuca virosa is the source of this 567-nucleotide messenger RNA. Lineage: Eukaryota; Viridiplantae; Streptophyta; Magnoliopsida; Asterales; Asteraceae. The record is from the annotation of a GenBank genome assembly.
AAAUCAAUUUUGGGGUUUCUUUUCAAAAGCAAAAUUUGGUUUCGAUCUCUCUUGUUCCUUGACCAUUUUCAAUUUCAAACCCUGAUUUUUGAAGAUACUAGUUUUGAUCUCAUCAGAUCGGAGCAAUUUUAAGAUGGGGAAGAUUCCGGUGAAGAUCAAGUCGGUUGUGUACGGCCUGUCACCGUUCCAGCAGAAGGUGAUGCCUGGUCUCUGGAAGGACUUCACCGGUAAGGUUACACACAAGGUCACCGAUAACUGGCUCAACACCAUCCUCCUCGUCGGUCCUGUCGUCGGCGUUUACACGUAUGUUCAGAGUUACCAGGAAAGAGAGAAAAUGCACCAUAGGUUCUAAACACAUUCUACAUUGGUGUCAUCUUUCUUGAAAAUGAGAAAGAGAGAGAUCAAUGCCUCUUUCCAUUAAAUAAACAAACAUAAAUUUAUAUUGGGGAUUAAUAAGCUUUUUUUUUUUAAUUGUGAUGAAUGGAGCUGUAUUUGCUAAGCUCCUAAACUACAUCUUUUGUUACUAUUCAAUUUGUUUUCUCUAUUCUUAAUUGUCAUAACUGAAAA